GCAAAACAUUAUAGUCACGUGACAAAACCAACAUGGCGCUGUGCUGUGCAAUUAGUAAUGAAGUACCCGAGCAUCCAGUGCUCUCCCCAGUUUCCGGCCAUGUGUUUGAGCGCCGCCUGGUGGAGAAGUACAUCCAGGAUCAUGGCAACGACCCAAUGAACGGAGAACAGCUGGCAGUGGAUUUGCUGGUUGAUAUCAAAACUUCUCCACUUGUUAAGCCCAGGCCCCCAUCAGCAACAAGUAUUCCGGCCAUUCUGAAAGCACUUCAAGAUGAAUGGGAUGCUGUCAUGUUACACAGCUUCACACUGAGGCAGCAGCUGCAGACCGCCAGGCAAGAGUUGUCCCAUGCCUUGUACCAGCACGACGCCGCCUGUCGUGUGAUCGCCCGUCUCACCAAGGAAGUUACGGCUGCCAGAGAAGCCUUGGCCACACUGAAGCCCCAGGCUGGUUUGCCAGCAGGGCCCGGAGGAUACCCACAACCAGCACAAGCACCGGCGUACGCUGCAGAAGCUGGUCAGGAGGGGAUCCAGCCCGACAGUCAGAUGGAGGAGGUCGGCAUGUCAGAGGAGGUCAUUCAGAAGCUGUCGGACCGAGCUACACUGCUUACAGCGGAGCGUAAGAAGAGAGGCAAAACAGUUCCCGAGGGUUUGGCCACGACAGAAGACAUCCGUCAAUACAGACAGCUGGCUUCUCACACUGGUCUUCACAGCGCCAGUGUUCCUGGUAUUCUAUCGAUGGACCUCUGUCUCCGGGAUACGUCCAGGAUCGUUACAGGGGGCAAUGACAAGAACGCUGUGGUGUUCAACAAGGACACGGAGCAGGUGAUGGCCAUCCUGAAGGGACACACCAAGAAGGUCACCAGCGUCAUCUACCAUCCAGAGGAGGAACUUGUGUUCUCGGCAUCCCCCGACUGUACGAUCCGAGUGUGGGGCAUCACUACGGCCCAGUGCGCCCAGAUCAUCCGUGCCCACGACUCCCCGGUCACCGGCAUCAGUCUCCACGCUACAGGGGACUUCCUGCUCAGCUGCUCACAAGACAUGCACUGGGCUUUCUCAGACAUCCGUACAGGCCGUGUUCUCACCAAAGUCUGCGACACAUCAUCGGGAUCUGCCCCAGCGCUGACAUGUGCCCAGUUCCAUCCUGACGGUCUCAUCUUCGGCACCGGCACGGAGGACUCGGUCAUCAAGAUCUGGGAUCUGAAGGAGAGAACCAAUGUGGCCAACUUCCCUGGACAUCAAGGGCCCAUCACCAGCAUCGCAUUCUCAGAAAACGGUUACUAUCUGGCCACCUCUGCUGAAGACUCGGUCGUCAAACUCUGGGAUUUGAGGAAACUGAAGAACUUCAAGACAAUCCAGCUUGAUGACAGUUAUGAGGUGAAGAGUCUGACGUUCGACCAGAGCGGUACCUACCUGGCUGUGGCAGGAUCGGAUGUCAGAGCGUACCUGUGCAAGCAGUGGAGUGAACUGGCGGUGUUCAACGACCACACAGCAGCGGCGACCGGCAUCCGCUUCGGGGACAACGCGACCUUCAUGGCCUCCUGCAGCAUGGACAGAUCCCUCAAGUUCUUUGGCAUGCCUUGAGUUGGGAGAUCAUGGGUGUUCAUUUGUACAGAUCUUGAUAAAACUUGCUUUUAUCUGUGCUAACAGUCUUGUGAAUAGAAAAUCUCCACUUCUUUUAAUAAGAGGAUAAAGUCAGUGCCAACUUCUCUCUGUGCCUAGUGCUGCACAGACCUACCUAAGAUCAAUCAAUCUCUUAAUCCAUUUUUCUGAAAGGCACUUUGAUACGUUCAUAUAUUCUUCGUUAAUGUGAAAAGCAGAUCAGCCUGUUUCAUGAAUUGUUAAAUAUUGUUUGGGCAGCUUUUUUUGCAAGUAAACAGUACACUGGGACAACAUUUUGAAAACGGAUGUAAAUUGCUUUCAUGUUUUUACUGCUUCAUUGGGCAAGAAAAACAGGAUGUUCUUUUAACCUGAAAAAGCAUAAAUAUGAUGAUGAAUUAAGCUUGUCUUUGUACAGUGAAGUAUUAUGUACUCUCUGAGCUGAUGGCUCCGUAACAGAUUGAGCGAUGCCUAUUCACAAGGCUGUCUUUGAUACAAGUGUCAGUAGGACUUGUUAAUGGUAAGAUAACCAUCAACCACUGUAUGUAUUCAUGAAGAGGGGUUUCAUGCCAGGGUGUUUCAAGCUAGGCGGUCUUAGUCUUUGAGACUGCCAUACGAUCUGACCCCUGACCACUGACCCCCUUAGUACACAUGGACCCCAAAUAUUAAGCAAAAUGUGCCCCUCGACAUUUACACUUUUGCAUCCCUUCAUCCUUCACAUCAUCAUCAGGUUGCAGCUAAGCCAACUGCUUUCCUAGUUUGUUAACAGAUGUGGAGGAUUCACACAAGCGUUGUUCGAAAUUUAAGCACGAAAGUGAAGACAUCUCUGUCUUAGUGGUAAAUGAGUACGAGUCCUUAGAUUCACAAGCUGCAACAGCAGACUUCAUGGACCAAGGAGCUCCUUAAGUUUGAAUUUGUAUAGGAAGGCGCUAUUGCUAGAGAGACAUUUUCCUUGAGUCAAGGGACCAGUUACACAAAGUGAUCUUAGCGUUACCAUUGUAGUAAGUCUAUGUUAAAGUAUGGGAGAUACGAUUUUAGCGCUAAGACUUUGUGAGACAGGCCCUUGCUUUGCGGACUCAUGACUCUGCUAAGAUGGGAUCCAUGGGUAAUCCCUGUUGUUGGCAGACAGCAGGUGCCCCUCAUCCCUUUAAACAGCGGUCAUGUGAUUAUCAUGUGGUUAUCAUGAUUUUCAUGUGGUCAUGUGAUUAUCAUGUGGUUAUCAUGAUUUUCAUGUGGUCAUGUGAUUAUCAUGUGGUCAUGUGGUUAUCAUGAUUAUCAUGUGGUUAUCAUGAUUAACAUGUGAUUAUCAUGAUUAUCAUCAACGGCUGAAGAGAGAUGAGCCUAAGCUUGAUGUGACCAUGUAUUCAUACACAAGUAAAGCCUGUUUUGUUGAGGUAUUUCAUUGUAUCAGUUGUUAACAUGCAAGUUCCGGCUCAUUUUGGAUGAUGGCCAUUGAUGCGUUAUGUACACAAACUUUUACCUUUUUAACUAAGAAUGUAGAUUUUGAUGAGAAGUUCACAUGUUGUUUGAAAUGUUGGUUCUCUGACAAUGAGGGGCGGUCGGGUAGCCUAGUGGUUAAAGUGUUCGAUCGUCAAGCCAAAGACGCGGGGUCGAUUCCCAACAUGGGUACAAUGUGUGAAGCCCAUUUCUGGUGUCCCCCGCCGUGAUAUUGCUGGAAUAUUGCUAAAAGCGGCGUAAAACCAUACUGACUCACUCACUCUCUGACAAUGAGACUGGAGUACGACAUGACUGUUCCUCAUUUAUUGUGAAUUGAAUUGAGUCACAAUCUUUCACAUGAACCAGUGAGCAUUGUGACAAGCCUUGCUGAUGUAGGUGGUUUAUAUCUGUUCUUGUACUUAACUGACAAAUAGCACUGUUGCUGGUGUAGGCGUCAUAGGCUUAGUGCUGUCAACAUUGGGAGCAUUUGACUUAAUUCUGAUUAAAAAUAAUAAAUAAAAAUAAAUAAUUAAAUUAAUAAGUUGUCCCCCAGAAUCAUCGCAUUAAACUAUCAUCAGCACCACACUUUGAUAAUAUUGAUUGUUUGCAUCAUAGGGAAGGGUGAUCAGGGGUAGAAAAGGUCGUAAAAGGCGACUGUGCUUGUCGUAAAAGGUGACUAACAGGAUCGGGUGGUCAGGCUCACUGACUUAGUUGAUGCAUGUUAUCGUAUGCCAAUUGCGUGGAUCGAUGCUCAUGAGGUCAACCACUGGAUUGUCUGGUCCAGACUCGAUUAUUUUCAGACCGCCACCAUAUAGCUUGAAUAUUGCUGAGUGCGGCGUUAAACAACAAACAAACAAUAGCCCAGUGGUUAAAGCAUGGACAUUUACACUGACGACCUGUGUUUGAUUCCCUCAUGGGUAGUGAGUGAAACCUGUUAGUGUAUCAUGUCGCCAUUCUGUGUUCAUAAAUACACUGCACCCAUUUGUACCGUAAUCGUUUUGAACCCGAAUCCUUUGGCAUGAUGCCAAAAUAGCCAUCCAAUCAAAUAAGCUCUGUACAAAGUUAACGAUAGGGAUGCAAAUAGUGUUGAUUAUGAAAAUAGAGUGCAAAUUGAUCCAUUCAAGCCUUCCUUGCGGUCCGAGUUAUGGCUUUAUAUUGGACUGUUAUUGUAGUUAGGUCACUUCAGACAGGAAGCUAUUGAAGUGAUGGGGUGCAGGGUAUUUAUUGUGAUGAAUGGAGAUGUCAUACCCUGGAUUACUGAGGAUGGUAACUGGUGUCCCCUGCCUCUAUAUUCCAUUGUCAUUGAACCCAAUUCACUCCUUGAGAUACAAUAUUUUUCAUGUUAAUUUUAAUAUGUCUUGAUCAUCGUACACCUACCCUGGGUGUUUGUCCAACUGGUGGUUGUAACAGAUUCUGGCUCUUGCUUUCUAUGUUAAUAUGUGAGGGCGAUUUCAACCUGCUGAACAUGUUCGAAUAUUCCAUUUGUAAAUUGGUUCCAUAGUCAUGUUGGAAGGAGAUACAUUUUGCUGCAACAUCGAGAUUGGGCAGAACUGGAAAGUGCCCUGAAAACCUUCAUUUAUGUUUUCUGUGACAGUAAAUGUCAAUUUUAACAGAAUAAAUCAUGGUAAUUUCA
This is a messenger RNA of Haliotis rufescens (red abalone), 4665 nucleotides long. Its product is annotated as pre-mRNA-processing factor 19-like. Gene Ontology annotation, cellular component: Prp19 complex; U2-type catalytic step 1 spliceosome; cytoplasm. The coding region runs from base 33 to 1580 and encodes 515 amino acids. The record is from RefSeq and is a predicted model, not a curated record. Gene Ontology annotation, molecular function: ubiquitin protein ligase activity; protein binding. Gene Ontology annotation, biological process: DNA repair; mRNA splicing, via spliceosome; protein ubiquitination. Lineage: Eukaryota; Metazoa; Mollusca; Gastropoda; Lepetellida; Haliotidae. The transcript is spliced from 17 exons.